AUGCAUGAAUUAAGCGAAAAACUCAACACACUAAACCUCCAAAGUCAGCGAAUCAAACCUGUUGAAGUAUAUCAUCUGGCUAAUGCAUUACGACAUAACACAACACUCACCACACUAAAUCUCACAGAUAAUCGAUUCGGAGUUAUUGGAGCACAGCAUUUGGGUGAUGCAUUACAACAUAACACAACACUCACCACACUAAGUCUCAAAAGUAAUGAAAUCCAAGUUAUUGGAGCGCAACAUUUGGCUGAUGGAUUACGACAUAACAAAACACUCGCCACACUAGAUCUGAAAAAUAAUGGAAUCGGAUAUGUUGGAGCACAGCAUUUGGGUGAUGGAUUACGACAUAACAGAAUGCUCAUCAUACUAGAUCUUGGAGAUAAUCCCAUCGGAGAUGUUGGAGCACAACAUUUGGCUAGUGGAUUACGUCAUAACGCAACACUCACCACACUAAAUCUCAGAGGUAAUCGAUUUGGAGAUGUUGGAGCACAACAUUUAGGUGAUGCAUUACGACAUAACACAAUGCUCAUCGUACUAGAUCUUGGAGAUAAUCCCAUCGGAGAUGUUGGAGCACAAUAUUUGAUUAAUGGAUUACGACAUAACACAACACUAACCACACUAGAUCUCAGAUAUAGUCAUAUUGGAGCUAUUGGAGCACAACAUUUCGCAGAUGGAUUACGACAUAACGCAACACUCAGCAUACUAGAUUUCGGAGGUAAUCCAAUCGGAGAUGUUGGAACACAACAUUUGGCUGAUGGAUUACGAUAUCACAAAACACUAGCAACACUACAUCUCAGAUAUAGUCAAAUUGGAGCUAUUGGAGGACAACAUUUAGGUGAUGGACUACGAUAUAACACAUCACUCAUCACAUUAGACUUUCAAGGUAAUGAUUUUGGAGCUAUUGGAGCACAGCAUUUCGCUGACGGAUUACGACAUAACGCAACACUUACAACACUAAGUCUCAGAGGUAAUCACAUCGGAGCUGUUGGAGCACAACAUUUAGCUGAUGGAUUACGACAUAACAAAACACUCACCACACUAAAUCUCAAAAAUAAUCAUAUAGGAGUUAUUGGAGCACAACAUUUGGCUGAUGCAUUACGUUAUAACACAACACUGACCACACUAAAUCUCUAUUAUAAUCAAAUCGGAGCUAUUGCAGCACAACAUUUAGGUGACGCAUUACGACAUAACACAACACUUACCACAUUAGACCUCAAAAAUAAUCAAAUCGGAGAUAUUGAAGCACAGCAUCUGGCCGAUGGAUUACGACAUAACACAACACUGACUACACUAGAUCUUAGUUAUAAUCAAAUCGAAGAUGUUCGAGCAGAACAUCUGGCUGAUGCACUACGGCAUAACAGAACACUCAUCGAACUAUAUCUCGAAUCUAAUCGAAUCGGAGAUGUUGGAGCACAGCAUUUGACUGAUACAUUACGACUUAACACAACACUUACCACACUAAGUCUCCACGGUAAUCAGAUCGGAGAUAACGUCAAGCAUGAAAUCAAUGAAUAUGUUGCACGGAAUGAAAGAACUAGAAAAUCAUAA
This is a messenger RNA of Adineta steineri, 1548 nucleotides long. NCBI's taxonomy places the organism in Eukaryota, Metazoa, Rotifera, Eurotatoria, Adinetida, Adinetidae. The record is from the annotation of a GenBank genome assembly.